GCUCUUACACGUCGACGUUUCCUUACUUGAAUCCAAUCAUGUUUUGGCCCAUCCUCGCUCUUUUAUAUCUGCCAAUUUGCUUGGUUGCAGCCAAGAAAUCACCACAAGAACAGCUGGUGGACCUCGCAGCUGCAGGAAAUGGUGUCAUCAGGCUCGACGAGCAUUCGUUCGACUUGUUAACCACACCCCAACGCAACUGGACUGCGGCAAUACACUUCACUGCAAUGAACAAGAGGAUGAAGUGUACGCCUUGCAAGGAGUUCGACCCGUCCUGGGUUGAAGUUGCCAAAGCUUGGACAACCGUGCCUAAAGCAGAGCGCGACAACCACUUCUUUGGUACACUUGACUUUGAUGACGCCUCCGUCGUCUUUCAAAAGCUCAGCUUAGCUUCGGCACCCGUAGUCCAAGUUUAUCCCGCAACCGAAGGUCCUCGUUCCACUGGAAGGACUAUACCUUACAAAUAUGACUUUUCACACGGCUUUGGGGCUGAACCUCUCGCAAACCAAUUAUCCAACCACACGCCUGUCCCGAUUCCAUACAAAGUUCCCAUUGACUGGGCUCGCUGGGGCUCUGUGGCAGCACUCAUUCCCAUCAUCACGCUUUUAUUCCGUUUCAUAUCCCCUGCCCUUAAAAGUCGAUGGGUCUGGGCUGCUGGCACAAUCGUAAUCUCUCUCGUCAUGACGUCUGGUUACAUGUUUACUCGCAUCAGAGGAUCCCCAUACGCAGGUCCGAAUGGAGAAUGGAUUGCUCAGGGAUAUUCUAACCAGUUCGGACAAGAAGUCCAGGUGGUAGCCAUGAUUUACGGCGUUGCCGGAGCUGCAGUCUUGAUGUUAACCAUUGUCACCCCCUACCAAAUGUCACCUCCUCGCCAACGAAUGCAAAUUUAUCUGUGGACGGCGGUUAACCUCAUCAUGUUCUCAAUUUUAGUAUCCCUGUUCAGGGUGAAAAACAGAGGUUAUCCAUUCAAAUUAUUAUUCUAGGAUGCUCAAAAAAGAACAUAGUUUGAGACGUUAUCAAAAUGGAUAGAUUAUACUAUACUGCUUCAUGCUUGAGUCCACUUCUAGUGGCGCAAUACAAAAGAGCAAAUUACAAACUUGAAAGUUAACGAAACGAGUACUAGUCUGCGUGAAAGUCAGGUCAAAAUAUAUUGAUAACUGUUCUAAGGUCUAUGCACCAUUCUCUGGCUGCUGAAAUACAUCUACAUAGCGAUUACGGACAGGGCGUUUGGUAGCUUGUGACCGCGGUCGUCCAGGAGGUGGUGGAGCCAUCGCAGCCGAAGCUGCUGGUGUGUUUGGCAUUGACGCAAUGUCCGUAGGAACAAGGCCGGAGCGCACCCUCAUGGGCGGUUUGUUAGAAGGCGGAGCGUUUAACUCAACACCAGCAGACAUAGAACGAGCUGGUCCAAUACCGGACGGCAGGUUUUCACUCGUUAUCGCAGGUGAGGUAGUACGAGCUCUAGAAGGAGGUGGGAGAGGUGCUGUUGGCUUCUCGGCCUCAGCUCCAGCCUUCUUGUUGACCCAUCGUUUGAGAUCCUUGUCAUAGUAGAAACUUGUCUCCUCGCCAAGACUGGCCUUUACCGGUGCUGGUGAAGCAUCAGAUCGUUUCCAGAAGCGACUUAGCCACGAGCCUGAGGCUGCUGCUGGCGGAGCAGCAGGUGGCCUUGCAUCAGACUUUUCCGCAACCUGCGUCGAGGGACUGGCGUCCUUCUCGUUAUGGCCUGAAUUGCCAGUACCGUUUUCAAUCGCAGAGUUUUGGCGAGUUUCACGCUUACUAGAACUGUUCCCUAAUCCUAGAUCGUCGUCGUCCUCAUCAGCAAAGUGGUUUGUUUGUCGAUAAUCUGCUGAACUAGGUGCCACCGCAAGGCUAUGGUCGUCCAUUAAGGAAAUGAAACCAUCAGUCGAGGCAGGAAGGUCUGCCACUUGAUGGAAAGUGCCAGCAGUAGGGGUAGGGGCACUAGAGUCGGCAACUUGAGAAGAAGCCCACCAACCCGACCCUCGACCAUCAUCUCCUUCCUCUUCCGUAACCUCCAAAGAUGACUUGCGGGUAGCAGAGUCAGCCGAGUAACUGGAAACGUAGCCAUUGGCAGGCGCGUGCCCGUUCAGGCCUUGACCGUAAGAUGUUUGACCGUAUGGUGUUUGACCGUAAGGCAUACUUGUCACAUUAGGGGGCACCGAACGAGGAGCCGGGGAUAUGUUACGAGUCGGUCUGUAAUAUUCCAUUGCCGAUGAUGCUCGGUCAAUUUGCACAGGAACCGGGGCAGAAGAUUGAAGAGCCAUAGCUGAACCACUGCGUCGAGGAGGAGGAGUGUUGGACAUUGCGUGGAGGUUAACCAUAGAAGGCUGAGGCGACGGGCUUGCAGAAGUUGUAGCAGACGAUAUCGUACUGUAGUGGGAGAAGGGACCAGAGUAUGCCUGCUUUUCGGUGUGGGUGGAUUCGGCAAUAGGUGAAGCAGGAGCAUCUCCUUCUCCAGCAAUGAAUUUGGUCAGGCGACCCUCUAGCCAAUUCCCAAUGCUAUCUAGACUAGGCUUGCUCAUCUUCCCUCCUAUCCAUGAACCAGGCUUUUCUACGUGAGGAGCUCCCACUAGACGAUCAGCGAGUCCUC
Molecule: messenger RNA, 2602 nt
Organism: Serpula lacrymans var. lacrymans S7.9
Lineage: Eukaryota; Fungi; Basidiomycota; Agaricomycetes; Boletales; Serpulaceae
Exons: 8
Coding region: 39-980 (313 amino acids)
Cellular component (GO): oligosaccharyltransferase complex
Source: RefSeq, a predicted model, not a curated record